GUGGAAAGUGAACGAACAGCAAUGGCUGACGAAGCUAGAUCAAGCCUGGCCGCGAGCAACUUCGAGUGCACGUAUUGUAAUCGUAAGUUUACUAAGAAGGAACAUCUCAAGAGGCACGAAAGAGCCCAUACUGGUGCAAAGCCGUUUAAAUGCGCGAUAUGCCAGAGAAGCUUUUCACGCGGUGAUGUACUCACCAGACACAUUAGAGGCCACCGAGAAGCAGCACAACCUCGAAACUCUCCUCUUAGUAAUACGGAGAACCGACCCUCUUUGCACCUCUCAUACAUCGCCGCUGGACAUGGAAUGCAAGAACGUUCCUUUAGUUUACCUUCAGCCGGUCAACUUAACUUACCCCCCAAUCUUGGCGAUUUUAGUGAUGACCAGCGAUACAAUAGCACCAGUGAAGCCUCGUGGUCAUCGGCAUUUCAUUCCGCGGAACGUCUGAUACAGCACGAUGGAUCUUCGUCGUUGCUAUGGCCCGAUUCUGAAGACCUAUUUCAAAGUCUCAUGUCAGCCGAAGGUGUAUCUUGGGCACAAUCUGUGCCUGUAUUCAUUCCAACUAUUCCACAGGAUACGACACCAUCGGCCAGGGUGGCUAGAGGAUCUGGGCAGGUGUCUCGUGAAGAGCUUGCUGCUGCAGAGGAUGGACAUCGAGCUGUACAGACCGUCAACGGACUUCUAACUAACACUCUGUUCGAUGUGACAUCCCAUGUUGAGCUUUCUGACCUCACACCACGCUUCCUUGAUAGUAGCCUUCACAUGUUCUUCGUCAGGCUCGUUCCCAUCUUGCCCGUAAUUCACCGACCUACAUUCGUGUAUCGAGCCUGUUCAGCAACCCUCCUCCUGAAUGCUAUUGCACUAGGCUCAUUAUUUCUUGGGACAGAAGACGCCACUGCGAAAGGAGAAGCUUUAUGGAGACUCGCAUACACUGCUAUCGCGACCUCUUGGUCCGAGAUGAUAGGCCAAAGAAGAGACCGUGAUACAUGUAGUGGUGUCGAGUUAGUCCUGACUGCCCUCUUGAGUCAAACCUACGCGGCUCUAUCCAAGAACCGGACUUUGAGGAUGACAAGUCAAACAUUUUAUGGCUUGAGCAUGCACUGGUCCCAAUACAGUGGCAUGUACGACGCCAGUGCACGCCCGCAUGUAAUACCGCGGCAAGAUGAUACGAUGAGCGUCAAGAUGGACGGUUGGAAGUCUUGGGCAGCGCAAGAGACACAACUUCGAACCUUGCUAGGUCUUUGCGUUAUUGAUGGUGUUGCGUCGCAAUUUAGCGGCAAUUUAGUCAACACUUGGUCAGCAACCAAGUCACUACCACUGGCUUGUCGGGAAGACAUCUUCGCAGCCGCUACAGUUGACGAAUGGAUCGAUAAGAUGAGGAUACCAAAAGAUGAUGCUGAAAUUAUCAAUGAACCGGCGAUGAGAUUUUCUGACCUUCAAGGUCCGCAUGCUGUAGGAACAGGUGAGCCCGAACGAUUAACCGGCCUUCGUGGACUUCUCAAUAUCAAAGUCAUGCUAGAGAUUUUAUCGUCUCUUGCCACAGACCUCCAGCGAACGAAUCAGACCGAAGGUGGUCCUCAACGCAGGCUCGAGGUCAUGAAGACCUUGAACUCCUUCCGACAAGAAAUAUCCCUAAGCACCGAACUGAGCGCGGCGGAUAGAACGAUAGGUCUUCUCCGGUGGCAUGCCAUCUGCCUCGAUCUGGUGGUCAGUACCGCAAGAGGAGCAAGAAGAAUGUGCUACCACUACGGCAUCACGCAAAGCAUCUUUGGUGGGAAAAAGAGACAAGAGCCAACGCGUAUCGACCCGGAAGGAUGGGCACGGGGUGUUCCCGCGCGGAAGUGUCUUCUACAUGCUUUGGAGAUUCAUAGGUUGGCAUCUGAGGUACCCUUAGGCGUCAUACACGAUACGAGCUUGCCAGGUGCGCUGUUCGCGGCCGCCACCACCUACAGUUCGUUUGCUCUUCCGGGCGUGUCUAAGAUAGUGGUACCGGCUUCUGUGCACUGGGAGUCAGUCCUGAUCCAUGGCCUCGACAACGUACAGGACGAUGCGAUGCCAUCUUUAUCUGGCGAAACUGGCAAUACUUUGUCAUUUCUGCGGAAUAACCUUGGCUCUCCUAAAGCAGACUGGAUAGCGCGGAACUUACUGUAUGAGCUCAGCUCCAUCCGGAUUUUGUUACAUAGCCUCUCACAACACUGGGGUGUGACACAAGAGAUGGAGGAGGUAAUCGGCGCCUGGGAGGCACGCUGCAGCUGA
Messenger RNA from Colletotrichum godetiae, 2253 nucleotides. RefSeq lists its product as uncharacterized. Gene Ontology annotation, molecular function: zinc ion binding; DNA-binding transcription factor activity, RNA polymerase II-specific; RNA polymerase II cis-regulatory region sequence-specific DNA binding. The transcript is spliced from 6 exons. Gene Ontology annotation, cellular component: chromatin. The coding region runs from base 22 to 2253 and encodes 743 amino acids. Gene Ontology annotation, biological process: DNA-templated transcription; regulation of transcription by RNA polymerase II. Lineage: Eukaryota; Fungi; Ascomycota; Sordariomycetes; Glomerellales; Glomerellaceae. The record is from RefSeq and is a predicted model, not a curated record.